AUGUUGUCGUGGCCUGAAAUCACCGAUUUGGUCCGGUCCGGCGAACUGCAACUGUUGUUGCGGUCGCCGGCCGUCACCGCUAGCUAUCAUCGCUACAAACAGGCCUUGGCAGAUCGGAAUACCACCGUGGCAGACGUGGUGGUGCACGAAAAACUACACUGGACCAGCGAAACGCUGGCCCAGUGCGCACACCAAUGGCCCACGCCAGAACUGCAGCUUCAGGCAAUGCUCAGCGAUCAACAGCUUUUCGCACUUCGCACAAACGACUUUCCGUACGAUUUCCCGGAUCACGUGCACCACCUGGUCCUGUGGAGCAAAGUACAGAUCCCACUGUAUGAGGGCGAUUCCCGCAAGAAAGUGCCAACCGUUGAAGCCAAGCUCCAGCAGUUUUUAAACACCAAUCUCGCCCGCUACGGUAUCGCAGAUUUCGCAUGGUUCAUCAAUUAUCCUUCAUUACAAAGCGUCAAAGCGGUGUCACAUAUCCACGUCUUGAUCAGCACUCGUGGCUCCGAAAAGAUCGCCCACAUCUUGGCAGACGGGUUUAGUCCCAUCUGA
This is a messenger RNA of Lachancea lanzarotensis, 555 nucleotides long. It is a transcript of the gene HTC1, whose product is annotated as LALA0S04e03664g1_1. Bases 1 to 555 code for a protein of 184 amino acids. The transcript has a single exon. Gene Ontology annotation, biological process: N-acetylglucosamine metabolic process. The record is from RefSeq and is a predicted model, not a curated record. Gene Ontology annotation, cellular component: cytoplasm. Lineage: Eukaryota; Fungi; Ascomycota; Saccharomycetes; Saccharomycetales; Saccharomycetaceae.